GCUUAUCUUAAAAAUCGGGUAAGUUGAUAUAUCAGCAGCUGUUUAACAACAAUGCAAGUAUCCUACUCUAGGUAAGCAUCAACAUCAACAAAAAGCUAGCUAUUAAACGUUGUAUCUUACUUUUAAAAAAAAGAACACUUUCAUACAAAUCCUCACGUCUGAACUUACAAUUGAAUUAUAUAAUUUGUUUUCUACUUGCGGCUGAACUUAUAACCUUCAAUAUUCAUUGAUGCAACUGUGUGUAUACCCAUGAAGUAUUCUAAGUUUCUUUUAUAUAUAUAUAUUGUUUACUUUUUUUUAAAUGUAUUUUUAUGUAAUUAUGAAAAUACGAACUGUUUGAAAUAUUAUGAUUUUUUUUUAGAGAAUUGAAAAAUAAAUAAGUAAUCAUUUUUAUUUUUAAGUCACUUGUUAAGUUUUAAUCAUGUUUUAGUUCACAAUUUGCCCCAUUUAUUAAAUCUUCGCUUUUUUAAAAAGAUUUAAUAAAAAAAUUUUGUUGUUGCAUUUUGAUUGGUGGUUGGCUGUCAACUCUUGUUUCAUAACGUAUUAUUAACACUGACUAAAUUUUGUUUGCUUUCUUUUGUGUUUUCUUCUAGCUUUUUAUUAAACAGACUGUAAACGACUCUCGCUUUACUAUCCUUAUAACGUAAAUCAGUGUUAAUGUUUUUGCUUUUUUAAACAACGUAUUUAUUUCUAUUUCGAAAAUAGGUAUAGAAAACUGCCAUAUUAUGUUCUUCCAAGUACAGACACAAACCCAUGUUAACAAGAAAUCAACAGUCAUGUUAUUAUUACUUUGCUCAGCACUUCUACAAAUAUUGUUUGUGAAUGGGGGCUUUGUUGAUAUAACAUUACACAAUGACACCGCCACAAGAACUUUCAGCUUCACGUAUGAUGGAUAUAUUGGGUAAGAUGUUUUCUUUAUGUAAAAUAAUAAUUAAAACAUAAUAAUAAUAAAUCUAUUGAAUUCAUUUUGGAAUGACUCAUUGUAUAGACAUAUCGUAAGCACAUUUUUGGUCAAUUUAAAUAGUGAUACUUGAAGCAAAGAAAAAUAACAAUGAUAAAGUUGUGUCUCGUCAUGAUUUUUUUAAGUUAGGGGCCAUUCCUAUAGCACCUUUGCAAAAAAGGUCCCAGUUUUUGCCAUCCUACUUCCCCUCUGUUUCACGCGAACAUUUUUGACGAAGCCCCUAAAUGCUUACGUACAUUGAGCUUUCGACCCACCACUCAUGAAAACAAAAUCAAAUUAUCUUUACACAAUAAUGACGCUACAGUCAGCAAAACAUGUCACGGGCUUACAACGCAGACCGUUUGGCGAUUAUAUACGUCAUUAAUUGUUAAUUAAACUUUAAAAUUACAAUACUCCACAAAGACAGGGGCGGUAAUAUUCCAAGGACGUUGCGAGAUAUAACAAUCUAGCGAGUUCUUUCGUCAAGAUACAUGACAAAAUCAUGUCAUUAACUCCUACAAACCAUUGAUUGAUAUUUUACAGCAUUCGAAAUAUAUAUAUAUGCUAUUUUUAGACUGUCAGAAUUUCAGGAUGAUUAUUGUGUACUUUUUCUAAAGAAAUGUACAUACGUUCUGUAGAGACACCCCACUCCCCCAGGCCUAGGCAAGCGUGUCUAAAAUCUCCAAAAGCGAAAAUAACCCAUCCCCUUUCAGAGCGUACGUAAUAAAUAGAUUACCCAUCAUAGUAUUUACUUAUAUAUAUAUAUAUAUAUAUAUAUAUUUAUAUAUAUAUUUAUGCAUAUAUAUAUAAGGCAUCAUCAAUAUAUUUAACUUCAACUAAAGGCAUGCCUACUUUUAAAAUAAAUAAUAGGUUUUAUCUAAACGGAAAACCUGUUGAUAUCACUACUUUAGAAUAUACACUUCUCAGCAUACAUUUUAGCCAAUUUUAAUUAAUUUUUAAUAUAGUUUCUAUGCAUUUCAAUUUAAUAAUAAUUUACAGGAAUACUAAAGAGUUAUUUAAUCUUUUCUAUAUUGAAGAAAAAAAAACAAACAAACCAUUCAUAGGUAUAUAUAUUCAUGUAAUGUAUAUUUAUAUAUAUUUUUUGCAAUAUUAUUAUGAUGAUUUUCAAAAAACUUCUUUAAUGGUAAUAUUUACAUAUUUUAAUAUAUUUUUUUUAUAGUUGCUCGAAUAAUGUAAUCCUUCUCUAAUAUAUUUUAAAAUGGCUAUCAAAAGAAAUACGGUGGCUUCAUUUAGUUAUUAAAUUAUUUAUUGUAGUUCGAUAAAAAAUAAGUUUUAUUUCUUUUUGGACAGAUUCUUUUCUAAAAUAAGUGUAGCUGAUUCACCACCUUUUUGCAAGUUUAGUUACUUAUUUGAAAUUCCCAAUAUAACCGUAACAAGUACGACCUGCUCUGAUCUUAACAUCACUGAGUAUGGGGAUUCAUUUGAGUGCAGUCUGGUGGGCUCAACUAGUUUUGAAUGCCAACGAAUGGGAAGAAAUAGCUCAUGUGAUGAUAAUAAAUCAUGGACUGUAUUUUACUUGAACAUGACUUCACUUAAACAAUGUGCUGGAAUAUGUUCAGUUAAUGUCAACGAAACAAUUAAUGCUACCUAUCAAGAAAAUAUUACAACAAUUCAGGAAUCAGCUUGCCCGAGACCAACAAAUUCUACAACUACAGAAAUACCAACAACUCUAUCUACACUAUCCAAAACAUCAACGCCUACACUUAGUAGUUCUGCGACAUCCCAAAUUACAAAUCAGCCAACUAAACCCGACUCAGAUAAAUCAACCGUGAUUAUACACCAACCAACUAAAACUAAUGUCACAAAAUUCAUUCCAUUAAUUGCUGGCCUAGGCACAAGUCUUGGUAUCUUAAUAAUCUUCAUCAUCGGCAUGAUCGUUGUUUGUAUGAAGAGGAGGACUUCAAAGCGUAGGAAUACUAUACAAAGGACGUCCGCCGAGGAUCCGAACGUUGGAAAUGAAAUACGUAUUUAUGACGGCUCCGAUAAGACAACACGUGGUGAUUCUAUUUAUGGUAGAGACCUGAAUAAACUUUCUGGCAUUGACUUAGAUGUCUUAGAUAAUGGCAACACUGCGGGCAACGAUGCUACACACAAUAACAAUAAACAUAAUACGAAGAAAAAAAAUAAUUUACUGACGGAUCAAGGUUAUUGUGAGAUUGGGAUAGAACAGUUACGACCUGAAGAAAACAAUAAAAAUAACUUAUCUGGUUCACCCACUACAUUGGAUAAGGACAAUGGCUAUUUAGAGGCCAGUAUGUCGGAUAAGGACACUGACUAUUUAGAGGUAAGCGUCCCUAAAUCUGAUGGAAAGUUAAAUGGCAACACUACAACGACAAGCCAUUCACACUCAAAUGAAAUUGACACUGGAUAUGAACAUGUAGGUGGCAUAGAUAAACCUAUCAGUAAUAUCUACGCAAGGCUUGGAGAUAGUAUUAGGGAGUUUGAGAAUCCCUAUAACGAAACAUCAGGCAGUGAUAAUUAUUUAAGACAAAGUGUGUCUGAGAAUGUGAAUGUAAAUGCUGGAACAAACCCUAGACACAAUAUGCCAGAUACCUUGGGGAUUUCACCUGGACCAGAUGAUUUUAUUGUAGUAGAAGAACCCAAUGACGUGUAUGCUCAAGUAAUGACAACAAAAAAGCCAGAUGUUGCUAUUUCGUACGUAUAGUUUUGUUGUUAAAAAUAAAACGAACGAACUAUGUAAAUAGGUUUUUAAAAUAUCAAGGUUACAACAUAUUUUACUUAAUUUACUAUUAUUUAUUAAUGAUAUCAAAAUGGUAUGCAUGGACUUGUUGAGCCAGCAGAUACAAGGCUAACACAGCAGGAUGUAAUGUAUUGUUGGGUACACUGUUGAAUAGGGUAAAACGUGUUAAUGGGUUGGGGGAUCUAUUCUGUAAGUUAACCUUGUUUGCUUCAAAAUCAACACAUUAAGAUUUCUCCAGUUGCGGCUCAUUGCACACGAUACACAAGGCCACGGAAUAUUCUUGGUGCUUGUUAUUUGGCAGGGAUUAAACACGCAGCUGUCAGGUGUCUGUUACGUUAUCAAGAGACAACAACCUGUCACCAGCAUGCCCUAUGUGACACUGUCAGAGUGAACAUGUCAAGG
Molecule: messenger RNA, 4064 nt
Organism: Lymnaea stagnalis (great pond snail)
Lineage: Eukaryota; Metazoa; Mollusca; Gastropoda; Lymnaeidae
Source: the annotation of a GenBank genome assembly